Molecule: messenger RNA, 2162 nt
Organism: Loa loa (African eye worm)
Lineage: Eukaryota; Metazoa; Nematoda; Chromadorea; Rhabditida; Onchocercidae
Exons: 16
Coding region: 78-2141 (687 amino acids)
Source: RefSeq, a predicted model, not a curated record
GUUGCAGGUGGAUUUGUUUAUUUACAGUUUGCUAUUUUACACCAGUUUAUUGGCAGUGGAUCGAGUAUUUGAUGUAGAUGGAAGUGAUGGAUGGGAAUAGAGCUAAGAGUACUGGGAAUGUACUCAUUGAGAGCAGCAUUACUGACAUGACGGAAACUUUUCAACGCGAUAAUUUGUAUUCCGCUAAUGUAGUAAACGCUAAUGGUUGUAAUGAAAAUGCUGUAAAUGAACAGAACAUGUCGGUUUCGGAAAGUGGAAACGCUGCGAAUUCUGUCGGCAAAAUAGUGAAUGUUGGAAAGGAUGGCAAUGCAUCAAUGGACAACAUGACAGACGGUCAUGUUGACGAAAAACUUCGUCGCGCGAUAGAUAUCGUUGUAGGAUACAGCAGAGUGAGCGAUGAAACAAAGGAACGACUGAAGAGUGCAGUGACAGACGUGCACUGCAGGACGAUGUCUGAGCAGGAGGCUUGCCGGUACUAUAAGCUUGCUGUUUCAUACUUUCGAACCUAUUACAAUAUGGUUGAAAAGUUGUUGAAUCGAGCCAAUUUAAUCAAAGAAAAUAAUCGAAGUAUUAUUUCGGCAGAGGAAGAAAGUGGAAUUGAAACAGAAGUGAAAAAUGAAGGAGCAGAGGUGUCAAGUCAAACAAGCAAUGAUGAGAGCAAUGCAACUGAUGAUAAUCAGACGAAAGAUGGAAAGAAAACGCGAAAAAUCAAGAAAGUACGGAGGAAUUUUAUCCGAGGUAUUUCGGAGAUUGAUAAGAAGCACAUCGAUAAAUGUAUUCAUAUCUAUUGUGGAACCUCUGUCAGACACUCGACAAAAGCGGAUGCUAUACGUAAAGCUGUUGGCAUGGUGUUGCAUGAAGGAUCCACGGGGGUUGACGCAGCGAGAGCUACCAAUUUAACACCCCGAACAGUCAUGAAACACGUCUGCAUUGUGCGAGAUGCUUUGAACUUAGCUCAUUCUCGAAAAACCAAGCAACAUACAGCCCACAAAGGUGGAGAUGAAAUUAUGGAAGAGAAUUUUUCAGAAGAAGUAACUGAUGACGAUCGUGAAAUGGCAAAAAUGUUAAUCAAUGAGAACUUUGGAUGUGUUGAAGCUACAGAUUUUUCGGGGACUGGUUUGGAAUUGGAAUCAAAAACUGAUAAGAUAUUACGAGAAUUCAGCUGCAGUGGUGACGUCGAAAAAAUCCGUGAAGCAGUUCUAAAAAUUUUCACGGAACAAAAAUCAUCAAAAAUGUAUAAAGCAGAACUGCCUGAAACGAUUGUCAAUUCAUAUGUUCGCUUACUUAAGGGAUUUUUGUGGGCAGAAAAUACGAUGAAAAAGGCAAAGGGCACAGCAGUUGCUUUACCCCAUCUUGGGAAAAGAAGGCUAUGGAAUGAUGGAGAGUGCGAUGAUGUUAAAAGCAUUGAACUUGCAAAGUCAUCUGGAUCAGAUGAAAUUUUCUCUGCAAAGAAAAAACGUAAGUCAGUCAGUGUUAUGCCUCGAGGAGUGUUUAUUGGGAAGAUUGAUGUGCUGACGCUUCAUGUGGAAAAUGGUGUUGAAAACGAGGAACAGCUUAUUAAGAGUGUGAUUUCAUAUCUUAUCAGUCAGCAGUACCGUCGUUCAGAAACGGCACAAACGAAUAUGCAAAUUUGCUUAGAACAUGUCCUUCUUGAUGGGCUCUCCGUUGGAGAAACAUUGAAGAUUCAUGAUGGACCAAACGAAGGCAUAUUGGAGAUAUAUCACAAACGAUGCCGUGAUGCAUUUACCGCUCUGACGGUUGACUUUCCCGCGUUCGUGGCUGCACUUAAUUUGUUGAAUGAAGAUGGGAAGAAUAGGUCUGGAAAGAAACGCUCAUCCAUAUCAAAUGUAAAAGUGGAGGCGGUAAAAACGAUCGAUGCCAGCGAUGAGAGCAAUGUUGAUAUUUUGAAAUUCGAUACUGUUGAGAAGCUAUUUAUUUCAAUUCCAGAAAAAGGAAAGGCACUACUGCAUGAUUACGUAAUGAAGCUUUUGGAUAUCAAUUUUCCACUUGAAAAACGUUUGAUUAGUGGUCUUUUGCAAAUGAUAGGUGAAAAGAUGGCUAUGAAAUAUGUGUUAGAUGACAAGCUACUGGAAGACUGUGUUGCAUAUUUCUAUGGAAAACGCAAUAGCGUUGUUGCGUAAAUUAAUAUUUUUGUUUCAGAA